Molecule: messenger RNA, 1449 nt
Organism: Alternaria metachromatica
Lineage: Eukaryota; Fungi; Ascomycota; Dothideomycetes; Pleosporales; Pleosporaceae
Exons: 2
Coding region: 1-1449 (482 amino acids)
Source: RefSeq, a predicted model, not a curated record
AUGAGCUCACGAUCAACACCCACCAACUCACGGGGUUCCAACUUUUCCCCAGCCGAUUGUCGCACCCUCCAAAAGAUUCUCCGUGACGUACGCAGCCCUUCACCUCUCUCCGCAACGUCAUACUUUGACGACACACCCGCAAGGAAGCUCAAUCUCACUGCGACACCUACCGGUAGCCUCGCGGAAGAGCGAGUCGCCCAGAAGGAGAAGGUGUUCGAUUCUGGCGAUGAACGAGAGGGAGGCUACGAGGAUGAAGAUGACAGUAUGGAUUUGAGCGAUGAAGAGGAUGCUUUCGGUACAGGCAGACAGAAAGAUGGGGAUACGAUCGAGGAUGUUAUGAACCUUCCUGGCAAGACAACACCGCCGGUAGCUGACCAGGACUUUAGCAGGUUCUAUGCCCACGAUAAGCCCACACCUGAUGAGCCUAGCAAGCUGCAGCUUCGUCGCGCUUCGAUCGAAAAAGACUUGAAGGAGCAAUGUCGACAGCAGGAAUGCGCAUCAGCGAUUGCUGCAACAGACGGUGUCUUUGACACCGACGCGCUAAACCACGGUGUGUCAAGCCAGGCGUUAGCUAUCGAUGGAAACAGUGAUCUCAAGAAUCUACAAGAAGAUAUUGGGAUGCACCCAGUGGAAGAAGAACAGGCGGCCACCAGUGCGCUUGAUUCCCUUGAAGCCUACAGCGACCGACCUCGAGCGCGCAUCUCACCUCGCAACGUCCGCCGUGCGUCUGAAGAUGCACUACCAGUGUCAACCUCGUUCAUUGCCUUCCCUUCUCCUGCCCGUGCGGUCGUUCAAACUCCCAACGGGAGACACGUCGACUUUGCGCCUUCGGCUACUACACCAGUCGCGCCUUUGACGAACGCUCCCAGUUACUUUGAUUCUCGCCGAGUAAAAGACAGCACGCCGCACAAGAGCCGCCGCAGUGCCUCUUCGCCGACAGAAAUUGUCGAUCUAGCACGGGAGGCUAGAGUGGAAGAGGAGGAAGCGGAGCAAAGGGAGUUGGCAAAUCUAGAUCAAUUCAGGGACUUGGAUCUUGCACCGAUAGAGACUGUCAUGGAGGGCGGAUCAGCUGGCGACUUGAUCAUGUGCGGAGCUCCUGCGAAAGCCAGUGACAAAGCCCUCUUUCUCCAUAGCGCAUCUGAUACCGUGGACUCCGAGAUGGAAGAUUGGAUCGACCUACAACGCCCGCAGUCCAGACUACCUUCACCACGUCGACCAAACUUGCUUGUCGAGCAGGACGAGGAGAAUGACGCCGAUGUUGAGGAGUCAGAUAGUACAUCUGAUCCAGAACAGCAGCAGCUCGCCGGUCUCCCACGAUACCCUACUUUCAUCACUGUCAUCAGCAUGAUACCAGCGGCUAUCUUCUGGGCUACUGCUGCAUCAAUCGUUGACUGCAGUAGCAAAGCAUUUGAUACGCUCAUCGAGAAGCUGACUGGGCUAAAGGUCUAG